GGGGUGAAGGAACGAGGCCUGCCGCGGACUGGAGCUGCCUUUUCCCGCCAUUUCCCCCCAAACAGGCCUGCAAAAAACCCGCCUUGCUGGUGCAAUGGGGCUUUCCUGCCAGCCGGCACCGCGUCGCCCAUCCCUCUCCUUCCUGGCGUUUCCGGCAGCCUGCUGUGCAUAUAUAUGCGAUCUACAGUCGGAGCGGCUUGCUUCCCUUUCCUCUCUUUAGUGCAAUUAAGUAUUUGGUGUGUAAAAGGAAGCUGGAAAGUAAGAAGGAAGCACUGCUAAUUCUUUCCAAAGAGCUGGACACAUGUCAGCAAGAGAGAGACCAGUACAAGCUUAUGGCUAAUCAGCUACGGGAGAAGCACCAAUCACUGAAAAAGAAAUACCGGGAACUGAUUUGACAUGUAAACUCCCUUCUUGUAGGACGGGGACCCAUCUCUUCCUCCUGAAAAGAGAAAGCAGGCUAAUCUUGCCCAACUCCUGAGUGAUUCUCGGGAUCGAAAUAAGCAUCUGGGAGAUGAAAUCAAAGAACUUGAGCAGAGGCUGGGAGAAGUCCAAGGGGACAACAAGCUCCUUAGGAUGACAAUAGCUAAACAAAGACUCGGAGAUGAGGAGGUUGGGGCACGCCACUUCGCACCACAUGAACGUGAAGACCUGGUCCAGCAAUUGGAGAAAGCACGAGAACAAAUUGAGACUCUGCAACAUGAUCUUCAAGCAGCAUUGGAUGAACUACAGGAUGUAAAAGAGGAGCGCUCUUCUUACCAAGAUAAGUCUGACAGAUUAAACCAGGAGCUUAACCAUGUUCUUGGAGGACAUGUAAACCGCAUUAUCGAUAUUGAUGCUCUUUGUAUGGAGAACAGAUAUCUUCAUGAGAGAUUAAAGCAAAUUCAAGAAGAGGUCAACAUUCUCAAAUCAAAUAUUGUAAAGUAUAAGAAUGCACUAGAGAGGAGGAAAAAUUCCAAGUCUCACAGCAAGUCAAAUAGCAGUGCACUAACUGGAGUCCUUUCUGCUAAGCAAGUCCAAGAGCUGUUAUCAGAGGACCAUGGAUGCAGCCUGCCAGCCACACCACAGUCCAUUUAUGACCUUAAAUCUUUGGCUACUGCUUUACUGGAGACAAUCCAUGAGAAAAACAUGGUCAUUCAGCAUCAAAGGCAAACCAACAAAAUCUUAGGCAAUCGUGUAGCAGAACUGGAGAAAAAGUUGAGGACUUUAGAAGUUUCUGGUUUGUGGAGUCUUCCAGGCCUGAGCUACAAUGUCUCAGUGGGAUUUGGGAGUGGCAAGGAUACCAUUACAUUCAGUGACCCCGCUAUGCCUAUUAUCCAGAGGUCUCGAUCACCAUUGCUAUCUUUCGGAGAUAAGCCACAGCAGAAGACAGAAGAAGAAACCAGAGAGCGAGAGGAAACCUGCGCCGUGAAAACAGAAUUGACACUCCCAGAGAAAACGGCUGCAGUUUCUGAUGAUUCCUGCACAAACCAAAACAACGGUAACAAAACGAAUCAUUUUCAUCCAUCAUUACCCCAGUUUCCUUCUGAGGAAGACGGUGCAAAUGGGUUUGGGAAUGAAAUCAUUAAGCUGACAGAGGAGCAGGCAGCUGCAGAGCUGGAAGGGAGCAGAGCAGAAUGUUUGACAGAGAGCCAGGCAGCAGGUCAGCCAGAGCUCAGCAGCUCAUCCGAAGGCGAAUCCCCCUUGCCCAGCCCUCCUCCCUUUGACUCCACAGAGCCCUGCAACCUCGGGGAGAACAAACACACAAACGAGAAGCAGGCCGUGGAAGAAGAGACAGGAACCUCGGAAAGGGAGACUGAGAAUCUUUGUGACAAAAAGGAUGAAAGCGGUGACACAGUGAACGCCGAGGAUGAUGAAAAGCAAACUCUCCCAACUCCAGAUUUCAGUGACAUUCCAGAUAAUGUACCUGCAGCUGUGACAGUUACAGACAGCGCUCCUGAUCUGGGCUCACCGUGACUCUUUUUGACCGUGGGAUUGUUUUCAGAAAGGAUGUGUCCCCGGUCUCUUCAAGCUUCUCCCAGCUGCUUCCUUGUUUGUCUGUCGAGAAAGAUCCCCUAACACACACACACACACACAUCCAACACUUUGGUAUGUGCAAACAAACAUACCCUAGAGAAAUGUGAAAAAAAGGAGCAGGACUAAAAUGAUGGCUUUCAGAAUUUUGCCCUCUGCUAUUUGCUGCGAUUAACGUUAUUAGAUAGAGUGACAUAAUUGAGAAUAAUGGGACUUAGCACCCCAUCAUUAUGCUUUAUCACGUCAGUUACAUCUCUGUCUCUUCAGUAUGUAUAAUUUUUGGUGCAGUGCCUGUUUGAAUGUAUCUUAAGAGACUGGAACGUCAGGGGGGGGGGAGUUGCCUUUGGUGAAGCCGGCAGAAUCAGAAAUGGUAAAACAUAAGAGGCUUCAAUGAACAAGCUUUCGGUUUCUCAGGGUGGGGGGUGAUUCUUCCUGGCACACACAGUUUAAUACUAAACAGCAAAUUGCCUUGAUAUAACUGGUGGCUUUACAUACACCGUGUCUGGUCAUCGGAUUAAUUACUUGCAGACACACAAACACACAGCCUAUUUUGCUGUUUCUCUUUUGAAUGAGCUUUUUCCAGUAAGUACUAAGGCACAACAGCGUAUUGACAAGGCUGGCCUUGCUGGCCAUGUAUGCACUACCACCCCUCCCUCUUUCCCUUUAUUCUGUCCCCUCUUCCUUGCAAACUGUGAGCUCUCACUCUCUUCCUCUUCCUUCCCCCCUCUCUCUACUUUGCUGCAACUUCAGUUCUUGACUCAUCUCUCUUACGGCUCACACUUUGGGUUGUAUCAAAUGGAGUUUGUCUGGCCUAGAAAUGGAAGUUGAACUUUGUCCAUGUCAGAAUGACGUCUUUUUGAGCUUAAACCAGGGGAGAGUUGGAAGUCGGAUGCCUUCUCUGCUUUCAUUUGAGCAGCGUUUAAGCUCAAAAGGUACACCUGUGCAGAAGGGAAGUAUAUAUUUUUCUUUCCCUUCUGAUCCAUUAGCCUUGUGGAUAAUAGUUGAAAUUACUCUUUUUUCGUAGCCAUUUUCUCUCUUCAGUUCUUCCCGUGGUGGCAAUCAAUUAGCUUCCAGUGGGAGAGAGUCUUUAGGGCUUCCUGGGCCUGCUGAGCAAAGCUUUCCAUAGCCUGCUUCCACUGAUUCUGAAGUGUUUCCUUGCGGUUCCUGGUAGGACAAUGGCUGUGUAAUAUUUAUUGUGGAUAUUUUGCAGCUGUGGAGCUAAAGGGAAGGCCUGAUUUUUGUGUUUUUUGGUUUGGUUUCCCCCCUCCCCACCCCCAAUAAGAAACAAUCUCAGCAGCUGUAGAGCUUGUCUGGGCCUCCAGCCGUAGAGGCAAUUUUCCUGCUGGCUUGGGAACCUAAUUGCCUGUAAAUGUUCAUUUCUCACUCCCAGAACUUAAAACCAAUGGGAGAGGGGAUUAAUCCAAAUUUAACAAUGGCGUUCAUAAGAAAGGAGGGAAAUCCUUCCUGGUUUGAGCCUUGGUUUUACAAAAUAAAUACCUGCCAGCUGCACAUUGUUACAGGCUGCUUGUUAGCAGGUUCGUGCUGGAAGCAGCGGCAGACCCAAAACUUGAACGUCAGCUCAGCUAGACAGCAAGUGUUGCUUUGACGAAGGGACUCCAAGUGGACAAGCAGAUUGUACCCCAGGCUUGGAACCGGGAGGAACCCUGAAAAGAGCUUCAGAAUCCUCCAGCCAGCUGGAACAAUUACUGGUUCUAACAAAUGUUUAGCUGCUAGAGAAACCCCAUUUGAUCGCUCUCGCUCGCUCUCUGUACAACUUGCUCUUCUUCCAGUACAGCAAGGGAACAAGGAAGUCAUUAGGCGUCUUUCUACAGUAUGUGGAGACUCCUUUUAGGCCAAAGAUUGUGGAACGGUUCCACAUGGACACAGAACAAAUGACAGCGUUUUCAAAGCCGGAGAGUUUUGUUUCAAUCUUUCUUUACUUUUUCAACCCCUUCAGUUUCUCUGUUCCAAGAGGAAAGGGGGGGGGGAGAGAGACUCUGCAGUGUUCCUUUAACACUCCCUUAAUCUUGGGCAUUGCAUCACUCUGCUAUUUGCAUCCCAUUCUUUUUGAGCAACACUGGUUUAUUCCAAAUUAAAUGCUUUUGUCUCUUGCAUUAAUAUGAAAAAAAGUUGAAACCAUUUAUUAGUUUGCAUAAUUUCAUUCCUCAUAGUGCAGUGGAAGAGAAGGGGGAGGAUUACGUUAUCUCUUGGAUUUGUGGUACUGUUGCUUUUAUUGAUAGAGUAGCUGACAAUGUUAUCGACUCGGCACAGCGUUUGUGCUUUUAUUGGUAAAAUAACAGAUAGCCUUAUUGUCUCGAUUUGUUGUUAUAGGAAUGACAAAACUGAUACAGUGGGAAGAGUAAUGAAUAUGCACCAAACUUAUGAAUAUGAAAUUCUGGAAUUUUGCUCAUCAUAAAUAAGACAUUCCACAUCCCAAUGUUCAUUUCAAGAUAUAUAUUUCUUUCUGGUUUUGUCACAGCCUUGAUAAGGGCUACAGCUAAUGCUGAUGAAGUCCUGGUGCAGAAAAAAAUAGCCAAGUAGGGAGGGCAGCUUAACGUAAACAAGUUCACACCAUGAAUGGCCAAUGUUUUGCAUUGCUUUAAAUUAUGGAGUGAGGGCUGCCAUUUGCAUUUUUUAUGUAGCGUCUAGUUUGGAGCCCAGCUGUGCUAGUGGAAAUGUUUGCAUUUGAGCUCAGUAGCUUCCGGUGAGCUGGAAUGAUGCUAUCAUAGGGAGAGAUUGAAUUAAGGUCAUAUAUGUGUAAAAGCAAGUACAAGCCUGAAGAAGCAAGCCAAGUUUUUAAACAAUGCAUGUAACUAUUAAGGUAUUAGUAACAGAUACGCUGCUCCCUAAAAAUAAACAUUCCUCAACCCCGUGAUCUAAAAACUUCAGUAAUCCAAAGAGCAUGGGGUGAUUCAGUGACUACUUACACAGUUGCAAAGAGCGACAGGGGAUACAGCAGGUUAAGUGAUAAUUGAACUUCCCAGACCCAGUCACUAUCCAAAUCCAUGAUGUAGCCAGUUCCCUCUUUUCUUUACUUCCAGUGUCGCCACUCACUGUAACUAUGUGUAAUCUUAUAUCUAGACUUCUGGUGAUACAGAUUUUGGGGGGGAGGGUAUCAGGUAAUGUGAUGGCCCCAUGUUAUAGCUGAAUUCUUGUCAAUAACACUCUUCCUGGUUUACUUUCUCUCCGUUCUUCUGCCCCUUCGAUUCCAAUUUUUGAUUUGCUGGCUUCCUUAACCAUUUAAAGGUCAAGUGGGGCACAUUCCGUUUCUUACGCUUACAGAGAAGAGAAGGCAGACUGAUACAGUGGUGGUACAUCAAAUGACAUCUAGUUUAGACCUAACAGUCCUACGCAUGUUCACUCACAAGUAAGUCUGGUUUCGGUGUUCAGUUGCACCAGAAGCGGCUUAGUCAUGCUGGCCACAUGACCCGGAAAAACUGUCUGCGGACAAACGCCGGCUCCCUCGGCCUGUAAAGCGAGAUGAGCGCCGCAACCCCAGAGUCGUCUGCGACUGGACUUAACUGUCAGGGGUCCUUUACAUUUUUAAGUCCCCCUGUUCUCAAUAGGCCUUACUCCCUACUGUGCUUAUAGCAGCAGCCUUCAGCCUCAAAAACAUUGGCUUGCUUAUCUGAGAGCAGCACAGUUGAUGCUAUUUAUUGCAGAGGCUCUUAUGAGUAUCAGUUGUUGGGACUUAAUUCUUUGCUAUCAAAAACCCUAGGGAGCGUUCCUGUUUGUUUUUGAUUGCCACUUGCACAAGUAUAUUGCAGCUAUAUUCAUUUAGCUGCUGGUUGAAACCAGUACGUGGCCCCAUAAAUUUGCACUUGCAUCUACCGUAUUUUUUGCUCUAUAAAACUCACUUUUUCCCUCCUAAAAAGUAAGGGGAAAUGUGUGUGCGUCUUAUGGAGCGAAUGCAGGAU
Podarcis muralis (Common wall lizard) is the source of this 5927-nucleotide messenger RNA. Lineage: Eukaryota; Metazoa; Chordata; Lepidosauria; Squamata; Lacertidae. The record is from RefSeq and is a predicted model, not a curated record.